GAAACCUAACAUGCGUGUUCAAUUUGAAUUGCCCACUCUCUUAGCCUGCUUUAUGAUUUAAGCUGCUGCUCCAUAUCCAAAUGAAGUUGAACGUGUCUCCUCCGUGCGCGCGCACACACAUACACAUUCUCAUCUCCAGACUCCAUCACCACCAGCUUCCCCGCGUCUUAGCUUCUAAUUAAUCCACUGUGCAGCUUUGCUAGCUUUUAGAAGAAAGUAAUGUUGUAGGGGUAUAGGGAGGUGGGUGAGAUGAAGAUUGAGGUGAAGAAGUGGAGUAUGGUAUGCCCAGCAAAGGAUACCCCCAAACACACCCUCUGGAUGUCCAACUUGGACUUGGUGGUUCCUAGAAUUCACGUGCCCACUGUCUACUUGUACAAGCCCAACGCUUUUUGUUCCAAUUUCUUCGACGCCAGUAGGCUUAAGGAGGCUCUCAGCGACGCUCUUGUCCAAUUCUAUCCGGUGGCCGGAAGGUUGGGGUUGGAUGCAAAUGGUAGAAUUCAAAUCAACUGUAAUGGAGAGGGUGUGUUAUUUCAGGAGGCGGAAGCGGAUGCUAUUAUUGAUGACUUGGGUGACUUCACGCCUAGUCACCGACUACGGCACCUCAUUCCGGUGGUGGACCAUUCUGCCCACAUUUCUUCUUAUCCGCUCCUCCUCUUACAAGUAACUUACUUUAAGUGUGGGGGAGUCUGCCUCGGUGUGGCCAUUCACCACAUGGUAGCCGACGGCAGCGGUUGCAUCCAUUUCAUCAACUCAUGGUCUGAUAUCACACAUGGUAUCCCCAUCGCCAUCUCACCCUUCUUUGAUCGGACGAUUCUCCGUGCUCGUGACCCGCCUGCUCCAAGAUUCUCCCACGUGGAAUACCAUCCUCCACCUCCUCUCCACGGCCCAUCCACCCCUAAGCCCACUUCCACGCUCAUCCUUCAUCUCACACCUGAGCACCUCAACACCCUCAAAGCCAAAUCUGUGCGCCAUGGAAGCCCAAGCCCAAGCUCAGUGAAAUAUAGUACCUAUGAAACCCUGGCAGCCCACUUGUGGCGCUGCAUAUGCAAGGCACGUGGCCUCUCCCAUGAUCAACCCACCAAAUUGUACAUCCCCACCGAUGGACGGUUGAGGUUGCGUCCUACACUCCCACCUGGUUACUUUGGGAAUGCACUUUUCACGUCGACGUUAACUGCCAAGUCGGGUGAUCUCCAAUCUGAAGCCUUGUCAGACACCGUUCAGAGGAUUCACAACGCAAUAGCAGGAAUGGAGGAUGAGUAUCUGAGAUCGGCUGUUGACUACCUUGAGAUGCAGCCAAAUCUAACGGCUCUAGUUAGAGGGGCUCACACAUUCCGCAGCCCGAACCUCGUGGUUGGGAGCUGGACACGACUACCAAUCCAUGAUGCGAAUUUUGGGUGGGGAAGGCCCAUGCACAUGGGGCUGGGGAGUGGGGUGUUCGAGGGAAAUGUAUGCAUACAGCGGAGCCCAACCAAGGACAACCAUUUGUCUGUGGUGAUAUGCUUAGAGGCUCAGCCCAUGCAACUCUUCAAGGAUUUGUUAUAUGACAUCUGAAGGAAAUGCAGGUCACCCAAAAGCCCAUUCCUCCUAUGCUCUUCUUCCAGUAAUCUAUUAUUGCUUAUUGGCAUUCAAGCCUAUAAUAUAUUAGCCUGUUUGUCUCCUUAGAAAGGGGAAUACUUCAGAAGAAAAGAAAAGCUGUGUAUAAGUCUCCUCAUUAAUAUCUUACCAGAGGCUCCAGGAAAGCAGCAGAAGCUGAGGGAAAUUUCUUCUCAA
Messenger RNA from Vitis riparia (riverbank grape), 1770 nucleotides. RefSeq names its product shikimate O-hydroxycinnamoyltransferase-like. The record is from RefSeq and is a predicted model, not a curated record. The coding region runs from base 250 to 1551 and encodes 433 amino acids. The transcript is spliced from 3 exons. Gene Ontology annotation, molecular function: acyltransferase activity, transferring groups other than amino-acyl groups. Lineage: Eukaryota; Viridiplantae; Streptophyta; Magnoliopsida; Vitales; Vitaceae.